UUCAUGGGUAGCGUAUUUACAAAGGAGCCUCCUCCGCCAGCCCGUGCCACCGCUGCUAAUGAGAGCAGUCAUUAAGUAAAUGAGACGUCGCCUUUAGCUGGCUUAGGAGUUCGCACACUAAGGGGAGAAGAUAUUUAAUUGAAACCCGCACGCAGGCUUCCCCACAUGUGACCGCUGUACGGGAGGCAGCUGCCUUCCCUCUCCUCCCCCAGUCCACCCUGCACCCCCCAUGUAAAUUUCAUGAUUGCUUUCCGUGAUGUCAUUUUGAAAGAGGACAGACAAUAGCUGUGGGGAAAGAAAAUGAGUUCCGGGGUGAGCUGCUAAAUCAGAGGUGGACACACGGAGGCAAGGCCAGCAGCUGCAGGACCGCAAGACACCUUCUGGGCAGACACUGCAAGAUGAGCUUAGAAAAUGAAGACAAGCGAGCUCGCACCCGAUCCAAGGCCCUGCGAGGACCCCCAGAGACCACAGCUGCAGACCUCAGCUGCCCCACCCCAGGAUGCACGGGCUCAGGGCACGUCCGGGGCAAGUACUCCAGGCACCGAAGUUUACAGAGCUGCCCCCUGGCCAAGAAGAGGAAGCUGGAGGGCGCUGAGGCUGAGCACCUGGUGUCCAAGAGGAAGUCGCACCCCCUGAAGCUGGCUCUGGACGAGGGCUAUGGUGUGGACAGCGACGGCAGUGAGGACACCGAGGUGAAGGACGCCUCUGUUUCGGAUGAAUCGGAAGGAACUCUGGAGGGGGCCGAGGCUGAGACAUCAGGACAGGACGAGAUUCAUCGCCCCGAGACAGCUGAAGGAAGGAGCCCCGUCAAGUCCCAUUUUGGAUCCAACCCCAUCGGCAGCCCCACUGGCUCCUCCAAGGGCAGCUAUAGCAGCUACCAGGGAAUCAUCGCAACUUCUCUCCUGAACUUGGGUCAAAUUGCUGAAGAGACCCUGGUGGAAGAGGACUUGGGCCAGGCAGCCAAGCCAGGUCCUGGCAUUGUGCACCUGCUUCAGGAGGCCACAGAGGGAGCUGCCAGUGAGGAGGGUGAAAAGAGCCUCUUCAUCCAGCCAGAGGAUGCCGAGGAGGUCGUCGAAGUCACCACUGAGCGCUCCCAGGACCUGUGUCCCCAGUCCCUGGAGGAUGCAGCCAGUGAGGAGUCCAGCAAGCAGAAAGGCAUCCUGAGUCACGAAGAGGAGGACGAGGAGGACGAGGAGGAGGAGGAAGAAGAGGAGGAGGAGGAUGAAGAAGAGGAAGAGGAAGAGGAGGAGGAGGAAGAGGAAGAGGAGGAGGAAGAGGAAGAGGAGGAGGAGGAGGCAGCUCCUGAUGUGAUCUUUCAGGAAGACACCUCUCACACCUCUGCCCAGAAGGCCCCUGAGCUCCGGGGCCCAGAAUCACCCAGUCUCAAGCCUGAGUACUCUGUUAUUGUGGAGGUCCACUCGGAUGAUGACAAGGAUGAGGACACCCACUCCCAGAAGUCAACAGUCACUGACGAGUCGGAGAUGCAUGACAUGAUGACCCGGGGAAACCUGGGCCUCCUGGAGCAGGCCAUUGCCCUGAAGGCUGAACAGGUGCGCACAGUCUGCGAGCCAGGCUGCCCACCUGCCGAGCAGAGCCAGCUGGGCCUGGGAGAGCCAGGAAAGGCAGCAAAGCCCCUGGACACUGUACGGAAGAGCUACUACAGUAAAGAUCCUUCAAGAGCUGAGAAGCGUGAGAUCAAGUGUCCAACACCAGGCUGUGAUGGCACUGGCCACGUUACCGGGUUGUACCCUCACCACCGCAGCCUUUCUGGCUGUCCCCACAAGGAUAGGAUCCCCCCAGAGAUCCUAGCCAUGCAUGAGAACGUGCUGAAGUGCCCCACUCCUGGCUGCACGGGCCAGGGUCACGUGAACAGCAACCGCAACACACACAGAAGUUUGUCUGGGUGUCCCAUUGCUGCCGCCGAAAAAUUAGCCAAAUCCCAUGAGAAGCAGCAGCCGCAGACAGGAGAUCCUUCCAAGAGUAGCUCCAAUUCCGAUCGGAUCCUCAGGCCCAUGUGCUUCGUGAAGCAGCUCGAGGUCCCUCCAUAUGGGAGCUACCGGCCCAACGUGGCCCCUGCCACACCCAGGGCCAACUUGGCCAAGGAGCUGGAGAAGUUCUCCAAGGUCACCUUUGACUACGCAAGUUUCGAUGCUCAGGUUUUUGGCAAACGCAUGCUUGCCCCAAAGAUUCAGACCAGCGAAACCUCACCUAAAGCCUUUCAAUCCAAACCUUUCCCAAAGGCCUCUUCCCCCAGGCACAGCCCCUCCAGUAGUUAUGUGAGGAGCACUUCAUCCUCUUCUGCAGGCUUUGACUACUCGCACGACGCCGAGGCUGCACACAUGGCUGCCACUGCCAUCCUGAACCUCUCCACGCGCUGCUGGGAGAUGCCUGAGAACCUCAGCACGAAGCCACAGGACCUCCCCAGCAAGUCUGUGGAUAUUGAGGUAGACGAAAAUGGAACCCUGGACUUGAGCAUGCACAAACACCGCAAACGAGAAAAUGCUUUCCCCAGCAGCAGCAGCUGCAGCAGCAGCCCCGGUGUGAAGUCUCCCGACGCCUCCCAGCGCCAGAGCAGCACCAGCGCCCCCAGCAGCUCCAUGACCUCUCCCCAGUCCAGCCAGGCCUCCCGCCAGGAUGAGUGGGACCGGCCCCUGGACUACACCAAGCCUAGCCUCCUGAGAGAGGAGGAACCUGAGGAGUCAGAGCCAGCAGCCCAUUCUUUUGCUUCUUCUGAAGCAGAUGACCAGGAAGUGUCGGAAGAGAAUUUUGAGGAGCGGAAGUAUCCGGGGGAAGUCACCCUGACCAACUUUAAGCUGAAGUUUCUCUCCAAGGACAUAAAGAAGGAGCUGCUCACCUGUCCCACCCCUGGCUGUGACGGCAGCGGCCACAUCACCGGGAACUACGCCUCCCACCGCAGCCUCUCUGGUUGCCCUCUUGCUGACAAGAGCCUCAGAAACCUCAUGGCUGCCCACUCUGCUGACCUCAAGUGCCCCACGCCCGGCUGCGACGGCUCUGGCCACAUCACAGGGAACUACGCUUCACAUCGGAGCUUGUCCGGCUGCCCUCGUGCAAAGAAAAGUGGAGUCAAGGUGGCACCCACCAAGGACGACAAGGAGGACCCUGAGCUGAUGAAGUGCCCAGUUCCAGGCUGUGUGGGGCUCGGUCACAUCAGCGGGAAAUACGCCUCUCACAGGAGCGCAUCCGGCUGCCCACUGGCCGCCCGCAGGCAGAAGGAAGGUUCCCUCAAUGGCUCAUCAUUCUCCUGGAAGUCCCUGAAGAACGAAGGACCGACCUGCCCCACCCCGGGCUGUGACGGCUCUGGCCACGCCAAUGGGAGUUUCCUCACCCACCGGAGUUUGUCAGGCUGUCCCAGAGCAACCUUUGCUGGAAAGAAGGGAAAACUGUCAGGGGAUGAGGUCCUCAGUCCAAAGUUCAAGACUAGCGAUGUGUUGGAGAAUGAUGAGGAGAUCAAGCAGCUGAACCAGGAGAUCCGAGACCUGAACGAGUCCAACUCGGAGAUGGAGGCUGCCAUGGUGCAGCUGCAGUCCCAGAUCUCCUCCAUGGAGAAGAACCUGAAGAACAUCGAGGAGGAGAACAAGCUCAUUGAGGAGCAGAAUGAAGCCCUGUUUCUGGAGCUGUCCGGCCUGAGCCAGGCCCUCAUCCAAAGUCUCGCCAAUAUCCGCCUUCCGCACAUGGAGCCAAUAUGCGAACACAAUUUUGAUGCCUAUGUGAGCACCCUCACCGACAUGUACUCCAACCAGGACCCAGAGAACAAGGACCUCCUGGAGAGCAUCAAGCAGGCUGUGAGGGGCAUCCAGGUCUAGGCCGUGUGGUACCCAGAAGUGUCCCAGCCCACCACACCGUUUACCUCCCCCGCCCUGCCCCGCACCGUGGGGAUGCCCAACUCACAGUGACUUUCCGUUUGCGGCCCGGUGUGGCCUUGGGCGGGUUUAUCCAAAGGGAUGGCUGGAAAUCGGCCUCUCCCACGAGGCUCCCUCCAGGCUUGGGGCUGUGGUGGCCCUAUCCGUGUGCAUAGGGGCGCUGAAGAAUUACAAAGUGAUUUAUUUUUGUUUUCUGAAAGAAAUCUGAAGAGCAGCUCAAAGUCUCCAGUGGAAGCUCAUGGACAAGGUUCUCAGGGAAGUUUUGGAGUUUGCAACCACAGUAUUCCUUUGUCUGUCGAGGCUGGGCGGGUGGUGUGAGUGGCAUCUUGGCCUGGAGGACAUGCCUGGGGCAGCGUGUCUGUGCUCAGUGAGGGCCGCUGAAGAAAGUGCGUUUUCUGUUUUCAUUUAAUUCAGUUUUGUGUUAAGGGUGGAACAAAGCUCUGUCCCAGAGGGAAAGUUAGGAAUAGGCCUCCCAGAGGACACUCCAGACAGUUGACAAGCAUCGCAGCCCCUGUCAGGUCAAGGAAUUUUAACCUGGGAGACUCCUGAAAAUCAGCCUAAUGUCUGGGGGCAGCUGGCGCUGAGGCUGUGCAGAUGUGUAUGGCCUUGGGUCACAGCUUCCUACUGGGGCUGCAGCCUUUAGACCCUGGGUCUGGGAUCCAUGUCCAGGGACCACUCUGGCUUCUGUGCAUCCACCCAGGCCCCCGACCCAUCACUGCCACAUAAUCCGGGUCAUGGCCGAGCUUGACCUCUGCAUCCGUGGUGACGGAGGUGGCAAUGACAUCAUCAAGGUCAGAGGGUAAAUUCCUAACAGGAGACCACAAAGGUUUCACUUCUUUUAGAUCCAUCCAAUAUGCGAAAAAAGGGUACAUUUUAAUUUAAUGUGUUAAAAACACAAUGUUCCUACUGUGUAAAUAGAAUCCAAGUCAAUUGUGACUGCAAUUCCAAGUUAGUAUUUAAAAAUAGGGAAAUUGCACUUCCUGGAAAAAAUUAAAAAGUAGUUAGUUUAAUUAUUCUGUAAAUUAUUUAAUUUUGUCAAGAUGUAAGUAUUUAUAUUCACAGCCUCUUAUGUUAACGUUUGCUAUUUAUUUAACAUUUUUAUUUAUUAAUUUUAUACUAUUUCAACUAGACCCCACACCAGGGCACCCUAAGAGGGGAAAAAAGUGAAUUCAAAGCAAAAAUAACUAUUUGAGUAUAAUAUAGGCCACAAAAAAUCUUGAUAUAACUCCUAGUUAUAAUUUUGAUGCAACCAAGUUAUUUUUUAUAUAUUUUGUUAUUUAUUCUUUUAAUAAUGGAAUUUUUUUAAAAAGUAUUUUGUAACUGAGGAAUUUUGAUAAUUUGGGGAUUUCGUUUUCCCUUGGUCUAAUGGAGAGAAAGACAUUUUGGUUUUCUUUUUCCAUUUUGGGUUCCUUUUGUUUCAGGCACGGAUAACAGCAAAUGGAAUUCUGUAUUUAUUAUUAUUUAAGUGUAGCGCAGAUGUGUGUGCUUGGGCGUGUUUCUCGUGUCGCGUUUGCGUGUCGGCUCUUGCGGUGGAGUCCUGUUGCUGUGAGGGAGUGCUGGCCGCAGGCAGCCUCGAGUCGCCGCCGGGCUCACAGGCUGUGCCACCCGUCCCUCCGACAGCUCCAAUACUGUGACCUUCCUUCCUCAGGAAACGCGUUGAACCCACAGCACUCUGUGGUGUGUUUGAGGGUGAUUUCCUAAUAAAAGUCCAC
Pongo pygmaeus (Bornean orangutan) is the source of this 5593-nucleotide messenger RNA. RefSeq names its product myelin transcription factor 1 (gene MYT1). The transcript is spliced from 23 exons. Gene Ontology annotation, cellular component: nucleus. NCBI's taxonomy places the organism in Eukaryota, Metazoa, Chordata, Mammalia, Primates, Hominidae. Bases 399 to 3824 code for a protein of 1141 amino acids. Gene Ontology annotation, molecular function: zinc ion binding; RNA polymerase II cis-regulatory region sequence-specific DNA binding; DNA-binding transcription factor activity, RNA polymerase II-specific. Gene Ontology annotation, biological process: regulation of transcription by RNA polymerase II. The record is from RefSeq and is a predicted model, not a curated record.